Wallemia mellicola CBS 633.66 is the source of this 2706-nucleotide messenger RNA. RefSeq lists its product as hypothetical. The coding region runs from base 93 to 947 and encodes 284 amino acids. The transcript has 2 exons. The record is from RefSeq and is a predicted model, not a curated record. Lineage: Eukaryota; Fungi; Basidiomycota; Wallemiomycetes; Wallemiales; Wallemiaceae.
CCAACAUACAUACAAAAAUACUUACAUUUGGUUUUAUCACAUCCAGAAUUUACUCUUAUCAACAUAACGUCGACCAUUUCCAAAGAAAGUGUAUGAUAACUAGUACUGAAAUAUUCGGACUUCUUAGCGUAUUUAGCUGGCUUUGCGCCCAAAUACCGCAAUGUUAUAAAAACUACAGGCUCAAAUCGAUAGAAGGCCUCAGCCUGGAGUUCAUCGUAAGCUGGCUCAUAGGCGACCUAUUGAAUGUGGUAGGAUGUAUAUUUUCCAACCAACUGCGAUUCCAAUUGGUCUUGUCUAUCUGGUUCGUUUUUGUUGAUAUUAUACUCACACAACAAUAUAUCAGCUACAAGGACACUCAAGAUGAGAGAGGUAGACCUGUAACAAGGAUGCUAACCCAUAGACAGACAGUCUCUCUGUCUAUCAACCGCGUAGCAACCAGACCACCCUUGACGAACAAAGGAGCUAAACGAUCACAAACACAUUCCGUACAAAGAACAGGAAGGAGUACAAGUAGAAGCAGGUCUAUUGCUAGCCUGCUGAUCCUCACAAUGACUUUAGGAGUUAGUGCAGCACCGACUAUCACACCGUCACAAGUCAAUAGCGAGAUAAGUGCAACUGUGGGCAAAUUGAGCUCGUGGGCUUGCGUCACUUUCUAUUUAAGCAGCAGAAUGCCACAGAUAUAUUACAAUUACCAGAGGAAGUCAGUUGAAGGAUUGUCGGUUUACCUUUUUAUCUUUGCGUUACUAGGCAAUUCAUGCUACACAUUGUCCAUAAUGACUUCACCGCAGCUCCACCAAUCACGUCCACUGGCUGUAGAAUAUCUACUGAAGUCACUUCCGUUUCUCAUAGGUUCAUUCGGAACAAUACUGUUUGACAUCAUAAUUAUAUUACAAGUUAUCAUAUACAAGAACAACUACACAUCAGAAGAGCGACAACCAUUAUUAUAAGACUAUACCAUCACACCAGCACAUCAUUUGCAAUACCACUUUGUAAAUUAUGUAUAAAAGUUUAAGACAGAGUUGAUAAACAGAGUAGAAAUUGAGUAAUUUACAGAUCAGUGUUCUCUUGCGGGUCAUCAAAGUUGCGUUUUAUGGAGACUAUGUAAAACAAUCAUGUCAUACAGGUGAUGAACUCGAACGUGUCGGAUUUUGGGAAGUACCAGAACACCAAAGCAAUGAUGAGGUAACUACCAAGUAAGACACAACCACUCAACCAAUGACUUCUACCAUCUUCGAUAGCGAAUCUUGCUAACAAGAUUGAUAAAAAUAGUACGACUGUUUCCAUUGGUUCAAAUACUAGAGUGAGUGGUUUCGAGAUGAUCCAAGCGAGUAGAACAAUUAGUGGAAUGACAACUAGAUGGAGAUAAGAAACAAACAGGGAAGUUCUACUAUUAACUUACAUAUAGCGAUCUGAACGGUAGAUCCCAGAGCGACGGCCAAAGCCAGUUCUUGCUUUCCUUUAGCGGCAGCAAUAACAGCUGUGGCGUGCUCCGCAGCAUUGCCAACUAUUGGCAAAAUGAUUAGCGAGAUCCACUCCUUGGAUGCGCUUGUACUAUCUGCCAAACCUUGUAUUGAAUCUACUAGUGCUUCACAUGUAAAGUAUAAUAAUAUUGUCGUUAUAAUCAAAAUUGCAAUACUAGUCCCAAUAUUCAACCUAGGAUGUUCAACUUGACGUUUGUUGUCAAUGCGUGGCGUUUCAUCGCACUUUGUUGAACCGGAGUAGGUUGAUGUUGAAGUCAUGAGCGGCGUAGCUAUAAUAGGGGCAGUUCUAGCCCUUUUUAAUUGCGGUCGUUUGAAGCCAGCUUCUAAAUCGUCAGAUAAUGAAGUUACAUGUGCUUGCGUUGUGCUAUCUGGAUGAGUUGGAGAGAUUAAACCAUCAUCUUCAACGUGAUCCAAGAAUUCUUCUUGAUGGGUAUAAAAGGUGAAAGUCAUAUAGCAUAAAUAAAUAAAUAUCAGAAUGAUAGAUGUACCUCUAGACAUCUGUAAGAUAAAAGACUUUUCCGAAGUAGGAUUUUCUGGAAAUUUAUCACCGAGGAUUGUAUGGAAUGCUAGGGGGAUCAUGAGGGACAUUACUGAUAACAUCAAUAGGCUGGUAUUGAGUGAUGCGGGAAGUUGUUUGAAAGACUGUUGGCUGAACUUUAUACCGCCAGCAAUGAAUGACAUUCCAAGCACGAGGAGAAUGUUGGAAAGUAAACCACCGAGUAAAGAAGACUGAACUAUAGAUAAUUCACAUCUAACUAAAGCGAGUACUGCGAUGAUAAUUUCAACUAAAUUUCCAAGCGUGGCGUUGAGCAAACCACCGAGGGGUACUGACGUACGCAAGGCGAUCUCUUCAGUGCCAAAUGAAAGCAAAGCGGCUAAUGGUACGACACCAAGUAUGGAGGUGACGAAAGUACCGAUAUCGGUGAUGUGUAUUUGAUGAAGUGCCCAGCUAAUUGGAGCUGAGAUUAAAAGAAUGUUGAGCCAACUGUAACAGAUAGUAUUUCUAAUAGAUUCGACGUAUCCUGGGACUGGUGCCACUGGAUAUGCAGGUGUGAUAAACGCUCUAAAAGUAAGAGGUCUACGGAAGGGCGAUGACGAACUACUCGGCGGUUUGAGAUCGUCGUCGUCGCUGUUUAAUUGCUUGUCGUUAUUACUACUACCAUGCGAGUUGUUUCUCUUGAAAAAGCCUGAGAUCAUGAACGUAUGUGAGAACUGUUCUGCUGUC